This is a messenger RNA of Triticum aestivum (bread wheat), 2693 nucleotides long. Its product is annotated as zinc finger BED domain-containing protein RICESLEEPER 2. The record is from RefSeq and is a predicted model, not a curated record. The coding region runs from base 336 to 2693 and encodes 785 amino acids. NCBI's taxonomy places the organism in Eukaryota, Viridiplantae, Streptophyta, Magnoliopsida, Poales, Poaceae. The transcript has 3 exons. Gene Ontology annotation, molecular function: protein dimerization activity; DNA binding.
ACCUAGCCGCCGCCCGCUUUUGCACAAUUCCUCUUUUCUCUCCCACCACGAACCCUAGCCGCCGUCCCUCGCGGUGGCGUGAUGCCGUGAGCCGUCAGCCGUGACCGAGGAGCGCCGCGCGCCUCUGACCGAUGAGCGACGAGGACCGGCGCCCUGAGCUGCUGCCCUGACCGGUGACGACGAGCCGACCACCAUCCGCGACCACUGUGCCCCUUGCGUCGCGCCGCCAAGCCCGACCCUCUUUCGUCGCUCCACUGCCAGUGACGGGGACAUCCGCCGACGGUGCUCCAUCUCCUGGCUGCUGCAGUUCGUCACCACCUCUCGUCCUCUUCGAGAUGCUUUCUAUACUGGAAUCUGAACAUGAUGAGGGAUUGAAGGACAAAGAUGAUGCAUUUAUGAGUGUAGAUGCAGAGGUAGAUGCAGAAGCAGAUGCAGAAGCAGCGGCUGCAGAAGCAGGAGACGAAUCAUUCUUACGUAGCAUCAUUGAAGAUGAAGAUGCCGAAGCAAAAGUUGGUGAAGGUGCCAAUCCAGAAGCUGCUCAAGAUGACAAGCCAAAAGGACGGAAGCAAAUGGCGUCAAGAUCACAAAUCUGGGAGCAUUUUACCAAAGUUUUUGAUGACAAGGGGUUAGUAAAGGAAGGAAAAUGCAAGUAUUGUGACCGACCAAUUCAAGCUACUACAUCAAUCAAUGGAACAACAGCAAUGCGCAGGCACUUUGGUACAUGCAAGCGCAGUCCGAAUAAGAAAAUGGAUCCAAAUCAGACCACUUUGCAAGCAACUCCAGGAGAUGGCAUUAAUACUUGGAGAUAUGAUGCAGAAAAAGUUAGGAAGGCAUUUGCUGUGAUGGUCAUAGAGGAUGAACUGCCUUUUGCAUUUGGUGAGAAAUCUGGAUUCAGAAAGUUCAUUUCAGUCGCUUGCCCCCGCUUUAGUCCACCAUCAAGAAGAACUUGUACUAGGGACACUGUCAAAAUCUAUCUAGAUGAGAAAUGCAAGUUGAAAAAGUUUUUCAAAGAGAAUUGUGGAAGUGUGUGUGUAACCACUGAUUGUUGGACUUCUCAGCAGCAAGAUGGCUAUAUGGUAGUGACUGCACACUUCAUUGAUGAAGAGUGGAAGUAUCAUAAGAAGAUUAUUAAUUUCAUUAUGGUGAAGGGCCACAAAGGGAAGGAUCUUGGGAAGAACUUGCAGAGAUGUUUGAUGGAAUGGGGGCUAGAGAGAGUUAUGACAGUCACCGUGGAUAAUGCAAGCAAUAAUGAUGGCUGCAUUGUUCACUUGAGAAAGUGCAUGGUUGAGGCCAAAACUAGCAUAGCUGCUGGAAAGUUUUUGCAUAUGAGAUGUGCGGCACAUAUUGUCAACCUUAUUGUACAAGAUGGCCUAAAAGAAGUUGAACUUUCAAUCAAACGUGUCCGAGCUGCUGUGCGAUACAUCAAGAAUGGGACUUCUCGGUUGGUAAAAUUCAAAGAGCUAGCAUUGGAAGAAAAAGUUAAGAGCAAAGCAUUCUUGAACCUAGAUGUAUGCACUCGGUGGAACUCAACUUACAUAAUGUUGAAGGCUGCCAUCACCUACGCGAAGGUGUUUACAAGGUACUGUGAGGAUGACCCAUUGUAUGCGUUGGACUUGUCUGAAGAAAAAGGAGGAUUUGGGUAUCCAGAUGAAAUGGAUUGGGAAAAUGCUAGGAAAAUGGCUGCCUUUCUUGCUCAUUUUUAUGAUCUUACUGUUCGUGUGUCAUCCUCACUUCAUGUCACUUCCAACAACUUUCUUUUCGAGGUUGGCAAUAUACACAUAUUGGUUCAAAAUUGGAUGAGCAGUACAGAUCCUUUGCAAAAAGCUAUGGCAGAGAGGAUGAAAGAAAAGUUUGACAAAUACUGGGGGUCUUGGCAUGAGAAUGAAAAGGUGAAGGAUAAGGGUCCUAUUGUAAAUGAAAGAGGGAAAGGGAAGAAGAAGGAGAAGGAGGAGAAGGAGAAGGAAAAUCUCAACUUGCUCAUUUUUAUUGCUGCAGCUCUUGAUCCAAGGUAUAAGCUUUCUGAUUUCACUAGGCUCACUACUUUGGAAAUAUUUGGUGUUGAGUCUGGAGAGAAGGUGUGGUAUGCUGUCAACAAAUGUGUUCGCGAGUUGUUUGAAGAAUACCGAGUAAGAUUGACUACACCAGAACCAACAACACCAGCCAUUAGCCAAGUAACAAUAGAAGGAGGAGGAGCAAGUAUGAUGAAGGAACUAAUUGCAAGUAGGUUGAGGCAAAAUAAUAGUGGAGGAAGUGCAAGUAGUAAAUCUGAGCUUGAAAAAUACCUUGCUGAAGACUCUGAAGACCCUGACAAAAAAAUUGACAUCCUAGGAUGGUGGAAAGAGAAUUCAUAUAGGUUUCCAAUCUUGGCAAAUAUGGCUCGUGAUAUUCUUGCUAUCCCCAUUACAACUGUGGCUUCUGAGUCUGCCUUUAGCACAAGUGGACGCAUACUUGAUGACUUUAGGACAUCUCUAACUCCGUUUAUGGUGCAAGCUUUAGUUUGUACGCAAGACUGGCUGAGAAGGUCAACAGAUCCGGUCGACAUCAAGGAGAACUUGGAAGAAUUAGAAGUGCUAGAAAAAGAGUUGAUUGAAGAAUUUGGUGACAAGGUGAAGGGAAAGCGCAAGUUCAAUGGUGAUGGUGUUGCUUCUUCCAUGGCCAAGUCAAACAAGUGUGCAAGUCGACCAACAAAGUGA